Nasonia vitripennis (jewel wasp) is the source of this 897-nucleotide messenger RNA. RefSeq lists its product as uncharacterized. Bases 1 to 897 code for a protein of 298 amino acids. The record is from RefSeq and is a predicted model, not a curated record. Lineage: Eukaryota; Metazoa; Arthropoda; Insecta; Hymenoptera; Pteromalidae. Gene Ontology annotation, molecular function: catalytic activity. The transcript has 2 exons.
AUGAAUUAUCUCCUACCGCAAUUUGUCGCAGAGGAGAAAGCGGACAUCCUCCUGAUAAGCGAACAGUACACGGAUCGAGACACACCCGGCUGGGUGUCCAGCGAUGCAAGGACCGCCGCAGUCUGGGUGCCCAUGCGCGGAAUCGCAGAAUCAGGGACGGGGGAUGACUACGUACGGGUAAGGGUGGGCCGCAUCACUUACUUCAGCGUAUAUCUCUCACCGAACCUUACUGCGGCGGAUUUCGCGAUACGACUAGGGGUGCUAGAGGACGCAAUAAGAGACGUAUCCGGGGAACUCGUCAUUGGGGGCGACUUCAACGCGAGGGCCACGGAAUGGGGUAUGACGACAACGAAUUGCAGAGGCAGGGUCAUCCUCGAGAUGGCAGCUCGACUAAGCUUAGUGGUAGCAAACGAGGGAAACACCACUACCUAUCGCAGACCAGGUUUUGGGGAAUCUAUACCGGACGUAACUUUCGCAAGCGAAACGACAAUCCGCAAAAUCAGGGAUUGGCAUGUCAUGGAGGAAUAUACUGCAAGUGACCACCGGUAUAUACUUUUUGACAUCCAGGACGACCACAGAAACAGGACCAGAGAAAGAAAAAAGCAGACGCCACGGUGGAAUACCCGGCGCAUGAACCGGGACAGACUUGCUGAAGAGAUGCAAAGGGCGGAGCUCCCAUCAAUUGGGCUCCCUCAGCAACUGAGCGGACGCGAAAAAGCCGAAGCACUAAUAGAACGUACAACACGUCUCAUCACGGAGUUGUAUGACGCAGCUAUGCCAAGGGUGUCUUGCGGCCAUAUAAGACAUCCGGUAUACUGGUGGAUGGAGGAAAUUGCAAAACUCAGAAAAGAUUGCUUUCACGCUAGGAGAGAGGCUCAAAAAGCUCUGAAAAGAUAA